AUGACCUCAUUCCGUCAACAUGUCCACAUCGGCGGCUCCAAGUCCAAGCAGAAGCGCGGUGCUCUAGCUGACUUCUGCGACAAUGUCACCCGUGAUGGCGCUGCAGAUAGCCCGCAAAAAUAUACACCCACCAAGGACACAAUGUCAUCUCCUGGAGGACUUGUGAGGAAGCUCAGUCUGGGGAGGAACUUGGUCGGCUCCAUACGCAGUAUGACUACUACGAAGCACACCCGUAGCCCACCCACAAAGGAGAGAUUGGAUGAGGUUAUAUCGCCACCAAACAGCCCGCCCGCCUCAUCACCAACCGCUGCGCCUUCUCUCACCCUUGAUAUCGGCUCUGGUGAAGAUUUACUACCGGACGGGUUCGGCAGAGUUGGAUUCAAGAGGCGCGGCGCAUCGUCUUUCGCCAGGCCUACCAUCACUAUCUCCCCAGAGCGGAUGUCCAAUACCAGUGUUUGUGUUUCACCACCAUACGAUGGUAAUGAUCCACUAAAGGAUGUCAUUGUCAGUCCGAUCUCGRGUGAGGAUCUGGAUACGACUAGCGAUGACAACACACUUGAAGACAUAUCGGAAGUCUUUGAGCGUGGUGUUCAUGCCAAAGAGAGCAAAUCCCUGAGACGGAUGAUAUCUCUCGACGCAAUGGCUGAGCGGUGUGUUUCAACUCCAGAUUCCGGCUCCCUGGCGGGAUACACCAGUUCAAGAAAAGUGUCGCAGAUCUGCUCGUCCAUUCGUCCAAGCUCGGCUUCUAGCAUGAUAUUCCGCCUGAACGACAUGGACCCGCCCAUUCUUCAGCCUCGUCGGUCGCAAGUACCCACAGUGCUUCUGGAUAGCCAGAGGGAUGGAAGGUGGAGGAGCGACGAUCCAUUCGCACCGGGUACUCCAUCCAUCAAACUACAUGGCCCGGAAGUCGAACUUCCUUUCCGUCCCAAGAUUGCGCCGCAGAAGCCCGCCAAGGAGCAGGAAGACGCCCAGGCAGAUCUUAGCAGUCUUGAUGGACAUGUUUUCACAUCGCGCUCGGCGGCCAUCAUAUCGUCGUCAUCUCCCGAACAGCACCGGCUCAGCCCGGCGGAGAAACACCGUUCUAUGGUUGUUGAGGUACUUGAGAUUGAGGAAAAGGACGGUGAGCUUGAUUCGGAUGAGGAGUCGUCCAGCAAGGAAAGUUCUCCAGGCCGACCGAUUCCCAACAGCCCUACAGACUCCAAUUGUGGGGUCAUUUCUGAGCUAUGGAACCGCUUGUGUCUCGAACGGGCAGAAUCUAUAUUUUCGGAGAAGAUCGAGCAUGAAGGGAGUGACUGUCCGUCCAACAUGGCCGAUACCUGCUCACCCCAACACAAAGCCACUUCUCUCCCCAUACACACGACCACACCACUUUCCGAGAAAAGUGAUGGUUCCGAAGGUGCAAUGUAUGAUGCUAUGGUGGACAGCUAUGAUUUACAGGUGGCUCUUGGAGGUGUCGACAUCGUUUGCGAUGAGAAGCUCCGGGCGUGGCUGGACGAAAGUGAUGACGAAGAUGAGAAUGAGUCGACCGCUUUCAGCCCAUCUACUAUCAAGAGCUGCGAGCAAAACAGAUUGAUGGAUGACGUUGACAGCGAUACCUCUGAAAGCGUCAAUGCAUCGUCUGKUUUAAAGACAGCAAGCCGGGAAUCUGUCCUAGAGACGAUGAGCCAAGAGAUAGAGGAUUCCCUGGAUGAAGCGCUGGACAUGUACCGCUCAUAUAGUGCGGAGAGUGAUGCAGAGACGGCCAAGGCGUUGUUGACUGCCAUGAAGAGUCCCACGGGUCCCGACUUGUCCAGGUCUGGUCCCUCGACGAGUCGAAAGCCAUUACCGGUGCGAUAUCGAUCUGUUCGUGGUCGGAAGUGA
Molecule: messenger RNA, 1860 nt
Organism: Ramularia collo-cygni
Lineage: Eukaryota; Fungi; Ascomycota; Dothideomycetes; Mycosphaerellales; Mycosphaerellaceae
Exons: 1
Coding region: 1-1860 (619 amino acids)
Source: RefSeq, a predicted model, not a curated record